GCGGAACGUUUCGAGUUCUGAAAACCCAAAUCGAAACGCGAUAAAUUGACGAUAAAUUGACGAGAAAGUGAAAUUGACGAUAUAUCACGAUAUAUUAAAAUAUCGUGAGAUUUACGGGAUAUAUUGACUUUAUUGCGAUAUGUUGACUCUGUGCCGAGAAAAUGACCAAUUCCGGGGGUUUGACACAGGCUGCCGAGACUUGGGCUCAUUCUGUGGUGCUAACUGCUAAGGCCCAGUUAGGUACCAGCUCGAUCGGCCCAUCAUAGCCUUUACCCUCGCGCGCCAUCAACCCAUCUCACAUCUAAAGUCUAAACUGAAGCAGCCGUUCUUCCCUAUCUCCUCGUUGGCGAAAAAAAAAAACGAGAAGCCAUAACCAGGCAUUCUUUCGUACGCGUUCUGUUCAUCUUAACUUCCUAAUUCCCAUUGUUCAACGGCGAAGGAAAGAAAACGCUAGUUCUCGCCAGCGGGAAACUUCUCCCUUUCCAAUUCACCUGUUCUUCUACAGAAAUGAGAGCUCUCGCUCCCCUGCUGCGCUCAGCCGUCAACAUUGCCCUGACUGGUCGCUGUCAGCUGCUGGACCCUUCCUUCGCCGCCGCCAAAUCCCUCUCCACCAGCGCUGCUGCUACGUCCAAGCCGGAUGAUGACUUCGCACGGCGUAUCUUCGAAAACGUGGAUGAAGGAAGCUUCUUCCGCAGGCUCAGCAAGUUGCAGAACGCGCUGCACCAGCGGCAGCCGUCGCCCGCAGCGGUAGUGAGCGAAGGAGGUGCGGAGGAUGGCGGAAGUUACAAUACUUUGCAAGACGGGAUGGAUCAGAAGUUGAAGAACGUCGCCGCGGCCUUCGAUUCAAUUGAUGGUGGCGAGAACUCCACAGCCAACAAACAGGAUCUCGGUGGUUUCCGGCCGAACCCGAGCUUGUACCCUAGCUCGUACAAUAACUCAAGGCAACAACGGCCAUACAAACCGCGGCCAAGAUAUGAAUUCAAAGUAACUACCGAGGAAGUUCUGCAAAAGGCCGAUUUCAGGAAUGUUAGGUUCCUUGCCAACUUUAUAACAGAGGCUGGAAUCAUUGUCAAGAGGAGUAAGACUGGUAUAAGUGCCAAAGCCCAGAGGAAAAUUGCAAGGGAGAUUAAAACAGCUCGAGCUUUCGGACUAUUGCCUUUCACAACUAUGGGGACAAAAUCAUUUGUCUUUGGCCAAACUAUGGAGGAAGCAGCUCCUGUAUCAAACCUUCCUGCUUACUAGUAGCUAUAGCUGCUAAUGGGAUUAGAACAAUCCUUCUUGCCUUGAUCCCCCCAACAAAUAAUUGUUGGGGCAUGUUCAUAUGCAAGCGUUGUUUGUUCAUUUCUUUGGUUUAGUUUAGGGCGAGGUUGAGGGGUUCGAGUCAUCGUAACUUUUUAGAGAGAUAAUAUCCUUUGUGUACUUGUGCAACUCUGAGUUCAAUGGCCACUUUGAUAUAGGUAAAGGGAAAACUUAUGCUAUCCAGACCCUUGACAUUUUCAGGCAUUUGCAUUGAAAAUUUCAUUUCUGUGUGCUUUCAUGAUACUAGAGUUGCUUGUUUUUAUUCAGUGCACUCUGAAAUCCGGCCGAUUUGAUGUAGUACCAAAUGAAAUAUUAAGAAAAUAUUGCAUAGUAG
This is a messenger RNA of Linum trigynum, 1633 nucleotides long. NCBI's taxonomy places the organism in Eukaryota, Viridiplantae, Streptophyta, Magnoliopsida, Malpighiales, Linaceae. The record is from the annotation of a GenBank genome assembly.